AUGGCACUAGGCAAUAACAUUAACAUAUCAUAUCAGGAUAUCUUGGCUGGGUACACUGCAGUGGGUAUUGUGGAAUACUGGGACCUGUCUAUGCAGCUCUUCAACGCCCGCGUGCGGUCCCCCGUGCGUGAGUGGAACAGUACUCUGCACAUCAACGCGGGGAAACCGUCCGGGCUUCGAGCUGAGGUGCUUCAAUGGGCUCACGACAGCCCAGCCAUUCACCGUCAGUUAGGGACAGAUAUGCUGUUGUAUUCGUUUGCGCUGUCCAUUUUCAAGGAUCAGACGACGGAAACACUCGGUACAAACUGGCUCGAGGGCCAAUCGCAGUGUCGACCGUACUCGUGA
Ectocarpus sp. CCAP 1310/34 is the source of this 345-nucleotide messenger RNA. The record is from the annotation of a GenBank genome assembly. NCBI's taxonomy places the organism in Eukaryota, Phaeophyceae, Ectocarpales, Ectocarpaceae.